GAAUAUGGGAAGUUAAAAUAUUGAAUGCCCUUUUGCUCCCUCAUGAAUCAAUUUAUGAAGAAAUAAAUUCAGUAGAAGACGCAUGGAAAGCUAUUAAAGAAAUGAAGGUCCGAGGCGCACCCAUGAUUGCAAUUGUAGGUUGCCUCAGUGUCGCUGUCGAGCUACGAAAAGAAAACUUUGAUGGCAUUGAAAGAUUUCGAGAAUUUAUGAACGAAAAACUAAGUUACCUUACAACUGCUCGUCCUACUGCUGUUAACAUGAGCAAGUCCGCAAAAGAUUUAGUAAAACUGGUCGAUAAUUUAAUAGAGGAGAAACACCUACUGGAAAAAAUGAAAUCCAGGGUUUUGGAAACAAUUGAACAAAUGCUGCAUGAUGAUAUAACUGACAAUAAACAACUGUCAGAGUUUGGUGCUAAACAUAUUUUAUCAAACUCACAAUCGGAUAAAAUUACAAUCCUCACGCAUUGUAACACUGGUUCAUUGGCCACUGCUGGCUAUGGUACUGCAUUAGGUGUAGUUCGAGCUUUGCACGAAACAAGUAAUUUGGAAAUAGCUUACUGUACUGAAACGAGACCAUAUAAUCAAGGUGCAAGACUUACAGCUUAUGAGUUUGUUCAUGAUAACAUACCAUCUACUCUUAUAUGUGAUAGUAUGGUUGGCCUGCUGAUGGAUACUAAGGAAGUAUCAGGUUAGUUUGGUGUUGUAUAUUUGGAUUAUUGUCU
Ciona intestinalis (vase tunicate) is the source of this 721-nucleotide messenger RNA. NCBI's taxonomy places the organism in Eukaryota, Metazoa, Chordata, Ascidiacea, Phlebobranchia, Cionidae. The record is from RefSeq and is a predicted model, not a curated record.